AUGGCCAGCAUUUCGACCACCUCCGCAAACCAAAAUCCAAUCGAGAAGCAACGAGAACAAGCAGGGAAUAAACAAUCUUCUACCCAGUUUGAUCUAGGCAUUACCCUGAUUCUCAAUUCCUGGCCAGCGCUCAACCUCGCCGUGCAAAGCUCCUGGGGCGGGCCCUCCUCCAGCGACAAACGCGAUUGGCUCUGCGGCGCGAUCUCAGACCUCUUCGUGGACCGGCCGGAGACCGACGCCGAAGACAUUGAAGAUGUCCUGAUACAAGUUAUGAAUGACGAAUUUGAUGUUGUUGUGGAUGAUGAGAGUGCAGGCGAGAUUGGGCGUAGGAUCAUGGAAGUCAGAAUGGAAACGCAGAUGGGUGAUUUUACGAGGGUGACGAGGAUGUGGGAGGAGUGGAAGGCGAAGGGAGGUGCUGGUGCAACUGUUGGAGCGUUCAGAAAAGUGGAGGUUAAUGGCGAUGACGAUGGGGAUGACAAUGGUGAGGGCGCGGAGGAUGAGGAUGAGGAGGAAGAAGAUGAUAAUGAAAGUGAUAUUGGGGAUUGGGCGGAUGACGUUGAGAUGGAGGAUGCGCCGGUGGCGGUCACGGCAUCGAGGAAUUACUCCCCACAAACUGAAGCGCCGAAACGUGAGUCCCCGAAUGAAAUACGGAGGGCAAUUGACGGACCAUGGGAGCGGGGAAAGUUCUUGCCUGAGCCGAUUGUCGAUGAAGAUGGAUUCACGAAGGUGGUUUCGAAGAGAAGGCGAUGA
This is a messenger RNA of Histoplasma capsulatum G186AR, 750 nucleotides long. Its product is annotated as pre-rRNA processing protein TSR2. Gene Ontology annotation, biological process: maturation of SSU-rRNA from tricistronic rRNA transcript (SSU-rRNA, 5.8S rRNA, LSU-rRNA). The record is from RefSeq and is a predicted model, not a curated record. NCBI's taxonomy places the organism in Eukaryota, Fungi, Ascomycota, Eurotiomycetes, Onygenales, Ajellomycetaceae. The transcript has a single exon. Gene Ontology annotation, cellular component: nucleus. Bases 1 to 750 code for a protein of 249 amino acids.